Molecule: messenger RNA, 768 nt
Organism: Angiostrongylus costaricensis
Lineage: Eukaryota; Metazoa; Nematoda; Chromadorea; Rhabditida; Metastrongylidae
Source: the annotation of a GenBank genome assembly
CGGUCCGGAGUUUUGCAAAUAUCUGAGUAUCGUUGCAGUUAUAUUUCAUAUCCCACUGUGAUCUUUUCUCUUGCAGGAUGUCAGGUGUUUAUGAAGUGCGAACAUCUGCAGAAAACUGGUAGCUUCAAAGCACGAGGAGCACUAAAUGCCGUGCAAAAAGCGAAGGAAAAGCAAGCGAUUUUUAAUUCAUUUUGGGUCACUCAUUCGUCCGGCAACCAUGGUCAGGGUUUGGCUUGGGCUGCUUCAGAAGUCGGACUGCCGUGUUACGUGGCUGUUCCGAGGAAUGCUCCUCCGUCAAAAAUGGAAGCAAUGGUAGAGUAUGGAGCUAAGCUGGAAUUGUGUGAUCCAACGGUGAAGACAUCGUGUUUCAGGGAGGAUACAUGCGCACGAAUAGCUGGAGAUCUCAAUUUUUACGUAGUAGAGCCUUUCGACGACCCUAAUGGUACCCUUGCUGCAGAAAUAAUUGAGCAGUCACCGGAUGUAGACGCAAUAUUUUUGGCCGUAGGUGGAGGUGGGAUGGCAAGCGGGGUUGUUGCAUAUGUGACGGAAAUUCGGCCAGAUAUCAAAGUGUUCUUAGUUGAACCCCAAGGCAAAGAUCUGGCUACUUAUCUCCAAAAAGGUGAACUGAGGACUGAACGAGAUGUAGUAGACACUAUCGCAGACGGUAUUCGAGUUCUGAAGAUAGGCGAAAACUGUUACCCAAUUUUGAAGGCCCUAGCAAAUAACGUUAUCACUGUGGUAUCCUGGAAGGGUAUACUGAUAUACAAU